Molecule: messenger RNA, 1702 nt
Organism: Selaginella moellendorffii
Lineage: Eukaryota; Viridiplantae; Streptophyta; Lycopodiopsida; Selaginellales; Selaginellaceae
Product: autophagy-related protein 3
Exons: 9
Coding region: 19-1047 (342 amino acids)
Biological process (GO): nucleophagy; autophagy of mitochondrion; autophagosome assembly
Cellular component (GO): cytoplasmic ubiquitin ligase complex; cytosol
Molecular function (GO): Atg8-family ligase activity
Source: RefSeq, a predicted model, not a curated record
UUCGCUGCGAAGGCGACGAUGGCGUUCAAGCAGCGAUUGCACGAGGGCAUGAAAAGUUUCGUGGAGCGAAUAACCAGUCCUCGCACGGUCUCGGCAUUCGUCGAGAAAGGCGUGCUGACUCCCGCGGAAUUCGUCCAGGCCGGUGACAAUCUCGUCGCCAAGUGCCCUACCUGGUCCUGGGAGAGUGGCGACCCUUCCAAACAGAAGGGACAUUUGCCGAAGGACAAGCAGUUUUUGAUCACUAGGAAUGUUCCAUGCCUGCGACGAGCGGCCGCGUUUGAAGAGGAAUACGCAGCUGCUGGUGGGGAAGUUUUGCUCGAUGGAGAAGACGGGGAAGGCUGGCUAGCGACUCACGGAGCUCCUGGGGGACCUCUUAAGGACGACGAUGACACAGUUCCAUCCAUGGACAUGGCGGACACAGAAGACAGACCUCAGAUCCUGAUCUCUGACGAUACAUACGUAAAUCACGAGGAUGAUGUUCCGGAUAUGUCCGAUUUUGAUAGCUCCGAUAACCUUGUGACGCGGGACGAGUUCAUUACGCAGACUGCAGUACAUGCACCCUAUCUAAUAGCUCAUGAGCCGGAUGAUAACAAUAUCCUGCGUACUCGGACCUACGAUAUAAGCAUCACGUAUGACCAGUACUUCCAAGUUCCAAGAGUAUGGCUAACUGGAUAUGACGAGUCUCGAAUGCUUUUGGAUCCCGAGCUCGUCUUUGAAGAUGUCAGUCAAGAUCAUGCUCGACAGACUGUUACAAUUGAGGACCAUCCACACAUGGCUGGGAAGCAUGCAUCAGUUCAUCCUUGCCGCCAUGCCCCGGUUAUGAAAAAGAUCAUCGCCAUUUUGUUGUCACGAGGAGUGGAACCCGAAGUUGAUAAGUAUGAUUUCCCUGCUUGGCUUGUUGACAGUGGACAUUCUUGCGCAGGUACCUUUUUCUGUUCCUCAAGUUCAUGGCGUCGGUCAUUCCAACAAUCGAGUACGACUAUACGAUGGAGUUCACGGUUGGAGCGUCAUGAGGUACAUAAAACCGGUACAUUAUCGGCGAGAUAAUGUUCUGUACAGUUUACACCUAGAUAAAUACCAAGACAGCGCAUUCUUUAGAAGUUUCCGGUAUCACGACGGCGUUUCUUUGGUAGGCACCUAGCGGCUGCGAGUCAACACGGGGAACACGACUGCGAGCAACGCAUUCGCAUAGCUACUAGCAAGAGUCAAGUGAGUAGCAGGACAAAGUUAUGGCUGUAGGGUCCCAUGUAGCGUCCAAAAGGACGAUUGAGGAGGAUGGCGGCUUUGCUCUGCUUCAGCUUCAAGGUACCAAGUUUGAAAUUUUCUUGCCUCGUGGGGUUUCUCUUGUCUCAGAGGCUCCAUUGCAGGAUGUCGGUUCUUUAGAAAUGCUACCAGUACUCUGCUGCUCUGUGUCGGAUGAUUCGGCCAAUAUCUCCGAUGCAACUUGCGCGAACUACAUCAAGAAAGUGCUUUGCUCGAAAUGCGACUCCUUCGCUGCUGAAAGGAGAGUGCGAUCCGUCCCCCUGCUUUUGCUACUGAGCUUAUCAAACAAGCGUAAGGAACCUGGUUACCGAAGGAGGAAAUGAUGGCUUUGUCUGCAACCUGGUAGUCACAUGAAUCAUUACUGGGCAUAACUACAUGCCAGCCUGAAUCUUGCACAGCAUACAAAAAACUCAUCAAUCAAAUAAGCUUCAUCUUGGUC